UAUUUGAAAGGAAUACUUGGAUAUCUAUGAUAACAGUAUGAUGGGAUCUCUGAAGGCUCUCCAGGAGUGGUGUCGGAUCCAGUGUGAACAUUACAACGAUGUGGAAAUAAAGGACAUGUCAACGUCCUUUCGCGACGGGCUGGCGUUUUGUGCCAUAAUACAUCGUUACAGACCUGAACUGAUAGACUUCAGCUCAUUGUCUAAAGAGAAUGUCUACGAGAACAACCGAUUGGCAUUUGAGGUGGCAGAGACAGAGCUGGGGAUACCUGCCCUGUUGGAUCCAGAAGACAUGGUGUCCAUGAAAGUGCCUGACCGGCUCAGCAUCAUCACAUACGUCUCUCAGUACUACAACUUCUUCAACAACAAAUCUCAAGCCAACCCCCCUUGCAUGAAAAGGCUGAGUUCUGUCGGUCUUAAUGAGCCAGCCCAGAAAAGGCCCCCGACCCCUUUGGAAGACAAAGUGGUUGAGUCUGAGCCGAGCCAGCACUCGCAGGCAGGUGUGGAAGCGGUUGCAGUCAAGCGCAAUACGCUCAGCAGCACCUGCGCUGCCUGCCAGAAACAUGUCCACCUGGUGCAGAGGUUUCUGGUGGACGGCAAGCUCUACCACCGCAACUGUUUCAGGUGCAUAGAGUGUCACAGCACUUUACUUCCUGGAUCCUACAAAUUAGAGAGCAUCUCUGGGGCGUUGGUCUGUACACAUCACCUUGCAAGGCAUGCCUCAGCCAAUCAGAACGGUCGGCCAGAUCUUAGUAAGAGACCAGUAGGAUUUCAGUCCACCAGGAUUGGUCGCAGCCCAGUUCCUCACGCCUCGCCCUCAGACAGCGAUCAGGCAAAAACUCCUUCUCCAGUAAGCCAAACAAAUGAUACCGACAUGCCUACCAAUGACUCUGUGACAGUGACUACAACUACAACAAAUGAAGCAGACACUUCGGGAAAAGCUAAAGACAUGGAUGGCAGCGGAGAGACAGAGGAGAAACCACGCUCUUCUCCUCCUCCCAACCCUUUUGAUGAGAGCGAUGAAGAGGAGGAAGAGGAGAAAGAGGAAGAUACUCAAACACCAGCCAAAUUAACAACAAAUGGAGACCUCCCUUCUACACCUGUCACUCAUCUUGAAGGUGCAAGUCGGCCAGUCCCAGCACCGCGCAGGGUUUCUGAGCCAACCCCUCCUCCUCGUCCUGCCCCUCGUGUUCGGCUUCUCCGUACAGCAGACGGUGAAAAUCAAAAGCCUCCGACUCCUCCCAAACCUCGAGAAAGAUCACAGUCUCCUGGAAGCCUGUCCAGUGGCACCCAUAAACCCAAAGACCCACCUUGGCUCGCCCUGGUCCAAUCAGAUUCCAAGAAGAAGAAAGCCCCUGCCCCUCCCCCUGCUGGACUGGCAACACCUCCCAAUACAGGCUCUCUGUCCUCUCUCAAAGGGGAUGGCUCCAGACCCAGCACGCCCCCUCCGCCCGCCAACCCAUUCGAUGAGGACGACGAUGAUGAAAAUAAUGAGGUAGAGGAGGAAGGGGGAAGUGAAGGAGGUGCGGUUCCUGCUUCAGUCGCGGCUAGUCACCCAUGGUAUAGCAUCACUCGGGCAGCUGAUGCGAGCGGCGGAGACACGCCCCCAAGUGGAGGAAGCUCGUCCCGCUCUGCCAGCCCGGGUAGCACCAAGAAUAAGAAACGACCAGCACCUCGUGCUCCGCAGCCACCUGCUGGUAGCCAAGUUCUCUCUCACUCUCAGACCUCCUCUUGCUCUCCCUCUCCAGCUCUCAGCACAGAGAGUCUUUCCUCUGGCUCAGACCACAGCUCCUCCCAGCCCCCGUUGGGUGGCAGUGCCAGCAGCGACCAGCAACACCCCUUCACCAAGAGCGUCUCGGAGCCUUCCAUCUGUUCACCGUGCGACUCGGCAGCCUCUCCUUCGUCCUCCUCCACUGAGCUUCUGCCUCAUCCCUCCCCAAGCCCCCACCCUUCGCCCAUGCCUUCAAAUGCCAGCUCAGCUCCAGCCACUCCACAGACCGGUCGCAGCUUAGGGAGCAAAGGGCCCGGGGCACCUCCACCGCGACCCCCGACAACCCCCAGCCCAUUGGCCUCAGGAGCAACCCAAUCAAACAAUAAGCGGAUCUGUAAGGAGAACCCAUUCAACAGGAAAGCUUCUCCCUCCCCUGCCAAAUCCAAAACCAGACCACCAAAAGGCCCUCGUCCUGCCCGACCCCCGGCCCCCGGCCAUGGCUUCCCUCUUAUCAAACGCAAGGUGCAGUCGGAUCAGUACAUCCCAGUAGAGGACAUCCACGGGGAGAUGAGUCAGCUGGAGAAGCAGCUGGAUGAACUGGAGCAGAGGGGAGUGGAGCUGGAGAAGAAGCUGAGAGACAACCCUAAUGAUGAGGAUGAGGAGCACCUGCUGGUGGACUGGUUCACUCUCAUUCACGAGAAACACCUUCUAGUUCGACGAGAAGCUGAGCUAGUCUACACAGCAAAGCAGCAGAACCUGGAAGAAAGGCAAGCUGAUGUGGAGUACGAGCUGAGGUGUCUUCUCAAUAAACCAGAGAAAGAGUGGACGGAGGAGGACAAGAGUCGGGAGCAGGAGCUAAUGGCUGAGCUGGUUACCAUCAUUGAGCAGCGCAACCAAAUUGUCAACAACAUGGACCAGGACAGGCAGAGGGAAGAAGAGGAGGAUAAACUUAUUGGAGCCAUGCUGAAGAAAAAAGACUUCCAUAAGGAUCCGGAGGGUGAACAGCAGCAGCAGCAGAAGAAAAAAGGGGCAAAGUUCAAACCCAUUAAGGUGCUGAAGAGGCUGAGCCAUAAAGCAGAGCCAGGCAAGAGCCCCCGCAAGGAGAAAACACCGUAGAAAGGACACCUUAUCCUCCAAGAGGAUAUGAGACUUUUUUUAACAAGACUAAGGAAAAGACAGAAGGGUGUGAGAAAAUAAACAUCAAGUCAAGAAGAAAAGAUGACAUCUCCUUUUAACUGUCAUUAAAAUGACUUGAAGCGCAGCCCAGAAUCCACACCUUGCUCACAUCUUACUUUGCUGACUCUUUUCAGUUGUGACUUUUAAAGAGACGGUGUGACGACUCGACCGCUUUAUGAGCUGACGUGUUUGUUCGAGCUCUGACCUCUCAAGCCAGCAGGUUUCUAAAUCACUGUACUGAUUGGUUAUAUGUUGCUUCACUAUCUUUGCAUAGCACAGUGUGUCUGUCCCUGUAGGCCUUUAUCAAGGCUCAGCAAAGGUGUGAUUCAAGAGUUCACUUUGAAUGAAUCAGUUGGAUGCAAGUUGAUCCCUGAUAGCUAUGAGUUUGUAAUGAUUUUACUCUGCUCCUGACUUGCACUCCUUAAUUCCAAAGGUCAGUAGAUGGAUAACUGUGAAGGUUUCACGUCAUGUCUGGUUUGAUCCUGUGGUACUAGUGAAAGGAGAAUGUUUUGAAGAUAAAUUCUGCUUUAAAUUUCGCAACAUCUACCCUUGAAAUGCUCAAUCAACAGUGGAUACCUAAGCUCUACCAGCUGCUACGUUAUAAUGUUGAUUUCCUUGUUUUUUAGUUUCCUCAGUCAUAGUUUUGCGAUGGUGUCAUUUGUGUAAAUGCAUAUCAGCAAAGAAGUGGAUACACAUUAUUUAUGAGUGACUAUGUCAAAAUCAGAUUGAUGUAGAAAACGUGAGGUCUGGAGGAAACCGAAAGUGUUCAACUUCAGACGUGUUCAGAAGUUUAUUAACAUGAAAGGUCACACAUGCAAUAAUGAUAUUAGAAUAGGCAGACAAAAGUAUUUUAACAAAGUUAGCAUAACAGUUUGUAACAGUUUUAACCAGUGGGGGGGAACAGGAGUAUGCAAUCAUUCAUUUCUAUUUUACUAUGCCUUUCUGUGUUAUUCCAUGUUUUGCCUUAAAAGUGGAUAGGAAAAAAAAAACGUGUUAAUAUUGUUUGUACGAGUGCCAUUUAUUUAACUGCAUAUGUGUAUGUGCGUCAUUUGUUCAAGCUAAUGUAAAUGUCAGUAUGUUUACUCAUUCUGUUCCUGUUCUGUCCGUUAGAUUGUCUGUUUGUCCUCCAUUUUAAAUGGUAAUCUCUGUUGUGUCUGUGUUUCUGCUCUGUGCCUGUCCUCUUGUCCAGCUGAAACCAAGGGCUGUAGUGUCACAUUUCUGUCAGCUAUACAUGGUCCUAAAACGGCAGCGGUAUAAUAAAAAUACUGACACUGGAAGGCAGAGGAAUAAAAUAACUUAAUGAAA
Acanthopagrus latus (yellowfin seabream) is the source of this 4189-nucleotide messenger RNA. RefSeq names its product MICAL-like 1a (gene micall1a). The record is from RefSeq and is a predicted model, not a curated record. Gene Ontology annotation, molecular function: protein binding. NCBI's taxonomy places the organism in Eukaryota, Metazoa, Chordata, Actinopteri, Spariformes, Sparidae. Bases 38 to 2824 code for a protein of 928 amino acids. The transcript is spliced from 16 exons.